This is a messenger RNA of Aedes albopictus (Asian tiger mosquito), 10466 nucleotides long. RefSeq names its product arginine-glutamic acid dipeptide repeats protein (gene Gug). Bases 2226 to 8294 code for a protein of 2022 amino acids. Gene Ontology annotation, molecular function: transcription corepressor activity. The transcript has 17 exons. The record is from RefSeq and is a predicted model, not a curated record. Gene Ontology annotation, cellular component: nucleus. NCBI's taxonomy places the organism in Eukaryota, Metazoa, Arthropoda, Insecta, Diptera, Culicidae.
GCAGCAGCGCAAAGCGAGUGAGCAGGAGAGCGAGUCGAUGGAAGGAAAAAUUUUCAAAAUGGCCAACUUUUGCGGAGCCGUGGUCGAAACGCGAGUGCUUGUCGCGCGUAUUGUUGCGUAAAAACGGUCCGAUUUUGCCCCGGAAAACGGUUCCGGAACGGGUUCUGGGUGGUGCCGAUCGACUGGAGCCCCUGGCGGACGGAUUCGCGCGCCAGCGGACGCGGAAAUCGUGCCGGAAGUUUGAUCGCGUUGUGGUCGUCGUCGUCCCCUUGCCAGCCACAGGCCAACCAAAUCGAAUCGAAUCGACCGACCGCGGAGUGUGUGUGUUGUGUGUGUAGUUGCAGAAAAUCUUCCAUCAACAAUCAUCGUCGUCGUCGUCGUCCCAAUCCAAAGCGGCGGUGGUGGCGGCGGAGCGUUUUCUUGUUCCGAUUCCCAGUAGCAGCAGCAGCCGACCGCGGUUUGGAAGUGUUGGGGCGGGCGCGAAAAAGAAGAGGAAGAACCCAGCCUCGGGGGAAAAAGCGUGAAGCAAAGUGGCUGCAAAAAAGCGAGUUUAGUGGAAAGAUUUCGUGUUUUCCGACAGUAAAAUGCUGUUAAUUGAGAGUGAAUAUUAUUCUAGUGGUUCUGGAGAUUAUUAUUAGCCAGGAGAAAGUGUCAGUAGGUACACAAAGUUCAUUGCUUCCGGAAGAAGGGGGAAGUAUGCGCUGUUGCUGUCGUCGCAGAGCAGUAAAGUAGGAAUAAUGGAGACGCUGCUGGCGGAUGUGGAAGAACGGGAAUGAACCCACCGUCGAGUGCGAGAAGCUUCCCAAUCUCAAUCAAUCAACCGUCAUCGUCAUCGUCGGUCGACCGCGUCGUCGAUGAAGGUAGAAAGGCAGCGAUGAAGCGGCACUUCGAACCGCUCUUCAAAGUAACUGUUGUAGCAGCAAGGCACAUACCUACAAUAUUCGGAGGGGUAGCAGUACCAGAGCAGCACUUCGCAGCAUGUCGGGUGCAAAACUGAAUUGUUGAAAACAACACAAGCUACUACAGAUGUUCGGUUGGUUGAACAGAGGUGCAAAAAUUGCUGUUCAAAACCUUGCUUGCUACCUAGUACAACAGUGUUUUGUGAUCGCGGUGAGUGAGGGUAUGUGUGUGCCGUAUGGUGGUGAAUGUUCGCUUCGAUUGAGUUCCAGCGUUUCAGAGUGUCGAGCGACGACGUCACAAAACAGUAAUUAGAAGAAAUAGGAAAAUACCAAACAACCCGAAUGCUGACGGUGCUGUUUUUCUGUGCUUGUUGUUGUUGGUGGGAAGAAAUUGAACCAACUCGGGUGAAGAAGAAGAAUUGCAAUACUCUUUUGUAAGCGCGGAGUGAAAUUUCGUUGAGGUGCCCGGAAGACAUCAGGCGGCUAAAGAAGAGUCGAUACCCGCGCGUGUGUUGGUGUACGAAGUGGAAGUGAUCCGGUGCUAGCUGGAUAGUACCUUUGUGCCGCGUAUUUUUUCUCUUGGUUUAUUGUGGAUAUCUUUCAAGUAAACGACGACUACAAAGCAGACGGGUAAAUACAGUGUAAGUGAGUGUAAGCACCAGGAGAAAAUUAGCCCGAAAGAAGAAAUCGGAUAAUAAAGGUUACCCCCGAAGGCAGGCAGCAGAAGGAGAGCAGCAGCAAAAGAAGACCCAAGAGUUGCGAAAAGUAGGAGGCAACUCGGUCGCCUCUCUCGGGGUGUCGCGUCAUUUGGUCAUCAAUCAACUUGUAAUUUGCCUACCGCCGCGACCCCGAGCCUGGGUCAGCAUUUCCGUUCGGGAGAUACCUAGAGUAGAAGACCAAGCGCCGUACAAAAGUCAAGCCAGUUUUUUCUUUGCAAGACUUAGGAAAAGAAACUUCACAAAAACUGCCGCUGCCCGUCAGCCAUCCCCAAUCGCCCCAGUAGUGUUCGAUCGUCAUCGAUGAAGACAAUCGACCCCUAGCUCGUAGCAGUCAUCUGUGGUUGUUCCCACGGUAUCCAAUCAACGUGCUCAAAGCCCGAUCAUCCCAUUGAUCCCGGGGGCACCUGCGAAUGCGAGGGGUCGCCAGCAGCUGUGUCAGUUCAGGUACUCACGAGAUCUGCCGUCCCUCCCAGAGUAGUCAGCCUAGCAGCUGCCACCCCCGUCGACAAAACGGCUCACCCGACGCAGCUAACGUCUUCUCGUCGCCCUCUGCUGGUGGAGGUCGUCGCGCUAGGUCAUCCGGCAGUGCUGCUUGAGAGGGGCUAAUAUGGCCACACCGCCAACCGAGGGAGAAAUCAGAGUGGGUCCCGGCCAUCAGGCAACAUUACCAGAUUACCAACCGAUCGAAAACUACCGCUCCGAUGACGAUGAAGAACGCGACCUAGAGGAUCCGAGAUGGACCCCCGGCAUCUACAUUGACAACGACCUGUUGAUGUACCUGACUGCCGCCCGUUCAAUCUCAGCGUUCCAGGGCAUGUGCGAGGAGGAUGGUUGCAUGGCAGCUAGUCGCGACGAUACAACGAUAAACGCUUUUGAUGUUUUACACGACUCUGGGUACGACGCCGGAAAGGCACUAGAAGCACUGCUCAAGUGUCCGGUGACAAAGGGAAUCGACAAAAAGUGGACCGAGGAGGAAACCAAACGCUUCAUCAAGGGUCUGCGUCAGUUUGGGAAGAAUUUUUUUCGCAUCCACAAAGAUUUACUGCCACACAGAACUACGCCCGAGCUAGUCGAGUUCUACUACCUGUGGAAGAAGACCCCAGGGGCGAACAACAACCGACCGCACAGGCGACGCCGUGCCGGUUCACUGCGUCGACGCAACACGCGUACCAACAGUAAUGCUAGCAGCAACAACACACCGCCAAACAGUAACAAGAAAGAAGCAACACCCGAACCGGCCGUAACGGAAUCGUCGCGGCCAUCACCGAUCUCCAAGGAGGAGAACAGUUCCGUCACCGAGGACGACAUCAGCGAGUGCGACUCGGACUCCAGUGCCACCAAGGCCAUCAAGGAAAGUGCCGCAGCAGCCGUAGCAGCGGCAACGACAGUAGCAGCAACUGCGUGUACUGUCGUAACAACACUGACAACAACCACUACCACAACGACGGCUUCAGCGGGUGCACCAGUGACGGCUACGGCAACGCCAGCAGUAGCCACAGCAGCAGCUGCAACGGCAGCGGCAACCGGUAACGGAGGAGGGGGAGGAGAAACGGGUGAGGAUUCUCCUUCGAGGAUGAGAACUCGCCAGAAACCGACGGCGAAAGAGCAGCAACAGCAACAGCAGGCCAACGCCAACAGCAAUUCCAACGUCAGCGUCAGCGGUAAGCGUCCCAAACGGGGUGGAACGGAAACUCCGGACACAACACCGAUCGACAGCCCGAAGACUCCCAGUAAAAAGGACGAAUCGACGGGGAAGGGACAGAAGACGAAAGGAAAAACGGACACACCGAACAAGGGCAAGAAGCGGGCCAAUGAGUUGGAUCCAGACGGAAGCGACGACAAAGAUGGACAGAAGCGGAAACGAUCUGAUAGCCCCACGGAAAGUAUUACCACGGAUAGCCGACCCGGAUCGGUUCUGGACGAAGCCGAAUCGAACAGUGAGGCAGCUACCGAAGUCAGUAUCAAUGUUAGUGCAGCAGCAGCGACUCCGACAGCACCAUCGGCCAAGGAGGAAGAGAAGGAUCCUCUCUCGCUUGGUCCCACUGCGGAACCGAUGGUCACCGAAUCGCCGGAAAGCAGCAAUCCAGCUACGGCCGUCACCAAAACCGGCGAAGAGAAGGAAGAGGAUGGAACCGUGGUGGCAGCUCCAACAUCGGUUACUGCGGCCCUUCCGACGGCUGCCGACACUGCCAAACUUCCCGAAACGGAAGACAUUACUCCACCUUCGACGGCGACGACAACCCCGGUAGCGACACCUGCUCCCGCGCCAGUGCCAACGCCGGAGGAAGCCAUGGCAGCCGUUCCUACAACCAUGGCGGAGGAACCACCAGAGAAAGCCGCUGAAGGUUCUCCUGCGAUGCCUCCAGCGAUCCUACCAACGCCGGAAUCUGGUGCGGUUCCAACCGCAGCCAACGCUGCCGUUCCUCUACCGGGACAAGCUCCUCCCAACGAACAGGAGAUGCUCUCUAAACUUGCCAACAUGAAGCAAGAACUCAAUCCUCAUAGUAUAGCACCGCCGCCCACCGGGUUCAACGCGAAGGAUGUGUUCAUCAAGAAGGAACCGGGUGAGGAACCGCCAGAAACUCAACCGCCAAUCGUCGAACAACCUCAAGAUCUCAAACUGAAGAUUGAAAUCAAAUCCGAGGCCAAGCUUAUGAGGGAAACCGGCACCCCUGGACAAGGAGAUGCUCCUCCCGAGAGCAAAUACGACCCGGAGAACUUGACCAUGAAACCUGCCUACGAAAGCCAUAUAAAGUAUGGCAAUAGCGAGGAUGGUCUCAAGUAUGGUGAUGUAAAAUAUCCGCCGCAAUCGACAGAUGGCCCUAUGAAAUACGGACAGGAGGAACCACUCGAGUACGAUAUGAAACGAUUCAUGGAACCAGGCAAAUAUCCUCCGCAAGAUAGUGCCCUAUCGAUGAAAAUCGGUCCCGGUGCUGGUGCUCCGGGAGGUCCUCCAGAUGGGCAGCUUCCAAAGGGUUAUCCUCAAGAUCUGGCUGGACUUAACAUGAAGUACAACCCGUCGGAUGAGCGGACAAAGUUUGCUCCUUCUCCGGCCUCGGAUAGUGGCAGUGCCGGAACGCCCACUGGAUUGCCGCUCAUGCCAAAGAGCCACUAUCCGGAUCAGUUAGGUAUGCUCCGUCAGCCACCGUAUGACCCCAGCGGAAUGAUGAAAUUCGAUCCGAUGGGUAAAUAUCCGGGGCCACAUCCAUCCUACGGACCACCAGGAAGUCAUGGUCCACCGGGUCAACAAGGUCCGCCAGGACAACCACCCUCGUCACAGCAGCAACCUCAGGACUUGAAAUAUCUUCCACCGGAAUCGAUGUCAGGUAUGAAGACCAGCUUUUCAGCGGACAAUCUUAUGAAAAGUUCAACCUAUUCGCCCCUUGCUGACCAAACUCCAUUGGAUGUUUCAGCGUCUUCCCGUUUAGCCAUCACUCCGAACCAGGACAGUCAAGGUAGCAACAGCAACAACAGCAGUUCGCAACCUCCAAUGCACGGAAGCAUCGCAUCACCCCAAUCUGGCCAUCCAGGAAUGCCCCCAUCUGGAUAUUCCGGACAUCCGGGUAUUGUGAAUCCUGGACUAAUGUCGGGGUCACAUCCGUCGUUAAUGGGGUCCAAUUCAUCACCGGUUCCAGUAUCCCAGUCAGGGCAUGGACCUCCCCUGGGUUCCGGACCUCAUCAGCCACCACCUUCGUCGCAUCCUUCGCAAGGAUCUCAACCUCCAUCGACGGGACCACCGCAUCAGCAGCAACCACCUCACAUGUUACCAAAUACCAGUUUACCAUCGCACAUGCCAAGCAGUCCAUAUCUGUCCGCAGCCCACCGUCAACCACUACCACCAUCGGAAGGUUCCCGACUUCAACCGAGCACGACCCCUACUUCGAGUUCGGCCACCACGCCAACUUCCUCAGCUCCUGGCAUGAAUUCUCAGUCACCGGCACCAAUGCGCCCUUCAGACCAACCGCAUCCUCGAGAUCUUCCACCGACGAGGGCAUCUCCCAUCAAUUCUCUGCUCCAGGGAGUUCCAACGCCUCAUGGAAUGCUCACGCAUCCUCUUCCAUUGCAUCUUGGACACCCGGCGAUGCAGCUACCACCUCAUCAUCCGGCACAUCUAGCCGGAUCUCUGGGUCAUGCUGGUCUCUUACCACACCCAUUGGGAGGUGUGGGGGGACCUGCAGGUGCUCUUCCACUUCUUGGUGGCCCAACGCCAUCCGCUUUAGGUAGUCUGAUGGAAGUGGCCGGCGCCGGUCGUAGGUCUCCCUCGGUAUCUAACAAUCCACCUGGAGGACACCAUCCUCCGACGUCGCUUCAUCAACCAAGUCCUUUGGUACAAUCGCCGUCAACUCCCACAGCUCCAUCCAGUCUCAGUCGAUCCAGUCCCAGUGUACAACAACCGCCAUCCGGUCCCGGUGGAUUCCCAUCGUCCCAUCACCAUCGGUCUAGUUCACCUGCCAACUCAACCAGUUCCAGUCUCAGUCGGGCGAGUCCGAUGCAUCUAAGUCAUCACCCGUCGAACCCCUCGGCAGCUACCGCGGCGUCCAUCGAACGGGAUCGUCAAAUAAUGCGUCAACAAUCACCGCACAUGACUCCUCCUCCGCCAUCCUCAUCCUCCUCAUCGCUCAUCUCUAGCCCGUUAAGCAAAAUGUACAGUCAGGCCGGUCAGCGGUCACCACCUCCAAGUCAUCCGUUCCGACCCGGGGCGUCACCUCCAGUCAUCCGACAUCCGCAAAUGCCACUGCCACUCCCCAUGACCGGACCAAUUCCAGGCAUGCCUGGAUCAGUGAUGCAUCCCUCGCAACCGUAUCCACUCGUCCAUCCUUCCCUGUUCAGUCCUCACCAUCACAAUCCCUUCUACGCUCCGUAUCCUUACGGACCUGCUUACGGUCCUGGUUUCUCGUACAUGAAACCGGCAGGAUCCCCGUUGGACAAUCCGAUGCUCCAUCCGGGUCAUCCCACAAGCAUUCCUCCGCCACGACCGGAAGAUUCGCAGAUUCACGGCAACGCUGGUGAUAAGAAUAAAUCCGGAUCGAAACCCCCGCAAAAUUCCUCCUCAUCAUCCUCCGGUCUCUCCGGAUCAGGUUCCAAACCUGGCUCCGGACCCGGAGGACCCAACAACAGCAGCAACAGUAGCCAAAGCAGUAGUGGUCCGGCCGGAGGUCCUUCCCCCGGUGGUCCCGGUCCUCCUAGUGGGAGUCCCUUCCAAGGAGCACCGCAUCAUCCGUCGCCGUACCCGCCUGGGCCGCACAAUCCCUUCAUCGAGAACCAGCUGCAGGUCAGUGGUAAAACGAGCCACAUGGAUGCCCUGCGAGCGCAUGCCCAUGCAGCGGCCGGUGGCGUAGGCUUGGGACCACCCCCAGGUCACCCCGGACACCACCCGGGCGGUCAUGGACCUCCGCCGGGUCAUCAUGGGCCUCCGUCGCACCAUCCGCAUCCGAACGAGCCGGUCCACAUCGAAACGUUGGACAUCGAUCCGGAUCCGGAACCGCCAUCGCCGGUGCACGACAUGAACCGGGGGCCGAGCCCGGAGGCGAAACCGGACGACACCGAGUGCCAUCGGUCGCAGUCGGCGAUAUUUGUUCGUCGAUGCGAUCGAGGUGACUACAAUUCCUGCUGUCGAACGGAUCUGGAGUUCAAACCAACGCCCGACUCCAAACUGGCCCGGAAACGAGAGGAUCGUGACCGAAAGCUGGCGGAGAAGGAACGGGAACGGAAGGCUCAGCAGGCUCAACAGCAGCAACAGCAACAACAACAGCAGGCCGCUCAAGCACAACAACAUCAGCACCAGCAGCAACAGGCGGCAGCGGCAGCGGCCGCAGCUGCCCAAGCAGCCCAACAGCACGGUAAACCUCCUGGCGGUCCGGGAUCCAUGGGUCCCGGAGGUCCCCUGCCGGGUCAUCCUGGCCAUCCGGGUCAUCCUGGGCAGCAGCCACCAUCGAUGAAGCCAGACAUCAAACCGUACCCGGACACGCCGGCACUGCGACAGCUGUCGGAAUACGCCCGGCCCCACGUCGGUUUCAGUCCUGUGGAAACGAUGGUCCCUCCGCCAUAUCAUCCACUUUUUAAUAGAGAAAGGGACAUCUUUUUUAGGGAGUUUGACGAGCUGAAAAAUCAACAAGCGGCGGCGGCCGCCGCGGCCAUGGGUCAAUCGCGACUGGAACCGCACUGGAUGGAGUACUACCGGAGAGGGAUGCAUCCGUCACAGUUUCCGGCACUCUACGGCAACCCCACUGCCUUAGCGCAUCUCGAACGAGAACGGAUAGUCACGGGCCUGCCGCCACAUCUCAUUGGACUAGAUCCGACCGAUCCGACGACGAUGUUGCGCUUGGCUGGUGAAUACCACGCUCACUCCCAUAUGCACUUGCAUUUGCACUCGCAACAGCAGCAGCAGCAACAACAACAGCAAGACACGGCGGCGGCAGCAGCGGUGGCGGCCGGUUUCCAACUUCCACCUGCCAAUGUACCAUAUCCUAGACCGAACGUGCUGAUGCCGAGGGAUCCCCACUCGGAGGUCCUGCUGCGCAUGUCCUACGAUCCCCUACAGCAGGCCGCUGAGUUCCAACGGCAAAACGCGUUGGACCGUGCCCACUCGCUGCAUGAGCAGUAUCUUAGACAACACGAGCGGGAAAUGAAAGUAAGAGCACUGGAAGAAGCGGCACGUGGCGGUAAACCAAUGUAGGCGACUCUGUAGACUAACUUCUAGGACGCGAUGAGGAUAUUGAUGAGAAAGAAAAGAAGAAGAAGAAGAGGGUGAGAACAGACACAGACAGGAAAGAAAUUGCGGCGAACUAAAUAGGUUAUGUCAAGCAACUUUUGUUUUCUUCCGGUACCUACUCGUAUGAAUGAAAUGGUUGUACAUAUUUGGUCAAAAGUAACCCGCCAGUGAAGAUCUCUAGGCAAUCGUUUUAAGGCACAAGUUGAGUUUCGAUUCGAUUAGUCAUGAUAACAAUUAUUUAUUCAAAGAAGCCGGCAUCACUGGUUACUUUGUUGCCGUACUGUCGAUUGAAGAUUAUGGGCGAGGAAGGGAAUAAUUUGUUUCACAUAGCAAAUUUGCUUGACUUUCGAGAUGAUAUUAACAAACAGUCUGUUCCGCACAGUGAGUAUUAAUUACGUUAAAAAUUGCGUAACAAUCAAAUGUGUGAACAAUUCGAAUCAAGUUGCCCAUGGUUUUCAAGGCACUCUUGAUCGAGAGGUAAACAAGCUUGGAAACUUGGUUUCAAAAUAAAUCAGUUUCAUGAAGCGUUUCACAACAAGUACUCACUGUGCAUUGUUACACCUGAUAGGGAAAUGAAUCUAAAUCAAAGAAAAGCAAACCUAAUUGGCAGUAUGUGGUGAGUUUCUACACUGCAAAUGUCAAGGCUGGUAUGAACACAAACAUAUUUGGACAAAGUAUGCAUAAAUCAUUUAUAUGACUGUAUAAAGUAAAAAAAAAAAACAAACGGUAGAUAGUAAGUAGAUUCGUAUAUAUUUUAUAUUUAUGAUAAAUAACAAAACGGAAAUAGUCUUUCUCCGGAGAUUGUGUCGAUUUUCGAUUUACCCAAUCGAAACUCGUUUGAGGACUGUGGCCACUCCACUUCAGUCCUCAAGAAACAAGAAUGUUAAGCAAACCCUGCCCUAGGCUUAAAAGCGCACUAUUCAAAAGUAAAACAAAAAAUGCUUCUAAAUUAAACACAAACAAGGUCCCAUUUUCGAAAUCUUCUAAGUGUCUAUAUUCGUAUGUCGUACAAUACAAAUCACGAUAACAAAGCAACUUUUGUGUAAAAAAUAUAGCGAUUUUCUUUCAUACUGCUUACGUUUAUGUUUGCGCAAAACAAAUUAUCACAAGUAAAAGAAAACUGGAAAAAUACUUCUCCAGUACCCUAGAAGUAUUCACAGCUGACGAAUGGAACAGAAAAAAAACUCUUGAACGUCGCUAUUGUGCUGAUCGCGCAGAGCUCCUGCUCGGGGAUUGGUACUUACCACGAAACGCUACCUUAGUUUACCACUUAAUACAAACGACUAUUCAAUUGCAUUUUGAGUUACGAUAAUGGAAAAAGAAAACGUGAAUCUUAGCUAAAACACCGAUGUAGAAGUUUGAUUGUUUUACAUAUUUAAUGAAUGCAGUGUCAGUUAAGAAACAAAAAAAAAAAACAAAAUCAGAAAUUCGAAACAAAAAAAAAACACAAACUAGUUGCCUGUGAACUCUGUUGUUUUGAGUUCGAACUUAUCCGACAUUUUCUAGUGAGUAUAUUUACAAGUACGCAACACACACUCACAGACAAAAGUGGGGAGGGCUGGCAGCACUGUUGUGGCGGACAGAUUAAACGUAGAUUUUUCGGUACCACAAAUACAACAAAACCAUCACUCGUGACGAAGGGGUGAAAGCUUUCCAAGACAGAGACAGCCCCUCGUCGACGGGGAUGGUGAGACAAAGCUAAAACAACCAGUAUGGUAAGAACAACAUGAACAACAACGUGUACAACUUAAGUGACAAAAUGUAUGAAUGUAACUAAUGACGGACAGCAGACGAACAGAAUAUUCGACAUUAUUCAAGCAAAAGUGAGAGAUUGCAAACACAGGAAUAGGAGAACAUAGGAGAGUACAGUAUAAAUAAACAGAAUGGUAUAUUAUUGAUCGAUAAGUAUAUCUCGGCAACAGCAAGAAAAAAAGUAAACAAUUAUUUAGUGAAUAAAGGGAUAAACACACAGAAUCAUUGAUCUUAUAUUAAAAGCAAAACAAAAAUAUUUAAUUAUGUAUUAGUAAUUCUAUUGACAAAAAGUAUAAUAAUGGAAAAGAAUCAACACACACACAAUUAAAAGUGAAAACAUAAGAAUAGUGAUGAUAAAUAUACGAGUAAACAAAAUAUUAAAAA